This is a messenger RNA of Thermothelomyces thermophilus ATCC 42464, 2593 nucleotides long. RefSeq lists its product as uncharacterized. The record is from RefSeq and is a predicted model, not a curated record. The transcript has a single exon. The coding region runs from base 466 to 2211 and encodes 581 amino acids. Lineage: Eukaryota; Fungi; Ascomycota; Sordariomycetes; Sordariales; Chaetomiaceae.
CCCGCCCAGCACACCCGACGUCAUAGGAACCCGACAAGCCCGACACCACCAUCCCCGUAAUCCGGUAGUGUACGCUGAGAUGUUCAUCGCUUUCGUCUUUUCAGGCAAGCAACCUGAUAGUUACUCCGUAACGUUAUCCCCUUGUCGAUUCUGAUUAAUUAUCAUCCCCUUGCUGCCUACCGUGACUCAUCAGAUCGUUGACAGGGGACAAGACCCCCAAGGCCAGAGAGCGAUAGGCCCCACUUUUGUACCACUCGGAGCCUGUGAGACGGCGCUGCUGCCUUCAACUCACGGCUGUACAUACAUACCACUUUAACGCGUCGCAUGACCUCGCGACUUCCCGCGCUGUCUGUCACCCAAUAUCUCGGGUAUAAACUGCGGGGAUCCGUCACCUGUAUUGGAAAGCUUUGGCCCGGAAAACUUCGACCGGGACAACCCUCGCCGCAAGUCUCGGGUGGAGCAACGAUGGUACGGACAACACGGUCGUCGGCGCGGCAAGAGUACCGGCCCGAGAGCUCAUGGCGUGUGGUGGAGGGCGGCGAGAACGACAGUUUCGACACAUCCGUCUUGCACGAUGACGAGGAUUUGAUUACUUCGAGCGGCUCGCAGGCGACCGGCUCACAGUCAUUCAGCAUGAACGGGUCUCAACCGUGGAGCAUCGGCGGAUCCCAGGACGACAGCAUCGAGAACUUCCUGAGCAAGGCCGAGGAGGACGAGCAGGUCUUGUUGCGGUCGCCGUUCCGCCCGUCCGUCCCCAAGGAGGUGCGGGACAGCUCCAGAGAAAACCUGGGGCAUCGGUCGCCCGAGCCCGAGUUCUACAUGCCCCGGGUCGACGUCGAGAGCCCCAGGAGGGCGAGCACGUGGUCAUCAGCAACCGUCAGAGCAGCGGCCCCGCCGUCGUCUCCGCUAGAACUCAGGCGACGCCAGGGGCGGGCCUCGGGGAGCCCGGAGAAGGAACGGCGCGCCAGAGAGGGCGAACAAACGUCCACGGCGCCAGCUGCCGGGGUGUCGACGACGCUGCCGGCGGUUAUCAUCAACGCUCUCAGCUGGGCAUUCGGAGUCCUUGGGCUCGCCUUACGCUAUGCGCAGAAGCCGUUGGCGGUCCUGGUGUCGUUGUAUAUCACGCUCGGCGGCGUCAUUGUGCUGCAGAACAUGGCCACCAAGUCUCUCUACACAUCGCUCUCCCCGAUCUGCCGCAUUCCGGGGGUGUCAUGGAUGGACCUGCCGUUCUGUCCGGAUCUCAAGCCGACGCGGGAGGACGGGGAGGGACACAAACAACCAGUCGAGUUUGACAAGCUGAUGGACGUCCAAGGGCAGUUUGAGCGCGUGGCCGAGAUGACGGCGGAGCGGGUGUCGCUGCCCAUGGAGAUGAAGCGCUCCGAGGCGUCGAUCCGCGACCUGCGCUCCGUGGUCCGCCACAGCAACCUCAUAAACAAGGAAGAGCUCGUGCUCGAGUUUGACGGCUUCAUCGACCGCUCCCAGAUGGCCACCAGCGUCCUACAGAGAUUCAACACCCGAGUUACCUCGACAGUCGACUGGCUGAUCAUGAUGAACCGGUGGACGGCGCGGAACCUGGAACCGUUCGACCUCAACGGCGGCCACCCCGACGACCACGGCGGCCUCCUCGGCGCGUGGAUGAGCUGGCUCUUCAGCCCGUUCCAGCCGACCCUCCUGUCGGAGCGGUACCUCCUGGACCGCUACGUCGAGCACACGGCGCUGGUGUCGGACAAGAUCGCGGGCUUGAUCCUCGAGGCGCGGUCGAUCCUCCACACGUUAGCCAGGGCCGAGGAGCACCUGGACAACAUCUACAGCUUCGUCACGCGGACGCAGCGGACGGUGCAGAGCCGCAGGGACGACGUACUCUGGACGCUGUGGACGCUGGUGGGCGGCAACAGGCGGCGGCUGGACAGCCUGGACGGCCAGCUGACGCUGCUCAAGCAGGUCGACGCGCAGCGGUCGGACGCCGUCCGGCAGGUCAGCGAGCUCAUCGUGGAGCUCGAGAAGAUCCAGGCCGGGCUGGGCGACCUGAGGGAGCGGGUCGGCCUGGUCAGGGAGCGGGACGAGGUGCCGCUGAGCGUGCACAUCGACUCGAUCAACCGGGGCGUGGAGAGGCUGGAGGCGGCGAGGGCCCGGAUCCAGGCCGUCGAGGAGGAUCGGAUGAGGGAGGUCUUGGCGAGGGGCAAGGUAGAAGAGAAGCUGAUUGAUGCUUAAUAGGCGACGAGGCGACGGGGCCACGUACGGGGCAGAAAGCAUUUGGAAGGCGUUGGGUUUACAAGAUACCUUUUUGGAUACGGACACGGCUUUGGUGGUCUUCAACUCGGGCAACUGGUUUAUCACAUAUUUCCUUUUCUUUCCCUCUCUGUCCAUGUAUGCACAGUACAUGAACAUACAAGCACAUACACAAACGUAUAGUUUGCACAAGUUUGGGCCCUCCCUCUGUGAAGGCCGGGGGAGAAAGGGAGGGGCCAAUCCUACAUUGGAGGGUGACCUGGGAACACAGUACCAGCAUAGGCAGUCCAAACUGGAAUGACAACCUCUCUUCUAAAAUCAGGGCGCCUUUUUGUUAUCUUGCAGGUGGGCCUGAUGCGUUAAC